Molecule: messenger RNA, 1422 nt
Organism: Sclerotinia trifoliorum
Lineage: Eukaryota; Fungi; Ascomycota; Leotiomycetes; Helotiales; Sclerotiniaceae
Source: the annotation of a GenBank genome assembly
UUUUGAUAAAUGGUCGCCUUACAAGGAUGUUCCACCUGCAUCACUAGCGCGCCCAUCUCCAGAUUCGCAAGCUGUCCGAAGCUACAACACCACGCAGCCAAAUAGCACUUUCUACAAACUCCAAAUUUCUCCAGUUGUAGCAAAACGAUAUGUCAGGAGCUGGAUAUGAUGUUGUUGUCGAUGUGGAUGAGGAAGUAUGUUCAUCUUUUGUAACUCCUCGGGGCUUGCUCCUCAAUCUCAGUAUCCAAAACCGCAUCAACACUAACCAAAAAACAGGGCGAUCUAGGCCACACUGAUCUCCAAGAAGAUCUCUCCUUUCACAACUCCAAUUUCGAAGCUAAUCCCUCCUCGUCCCGCAAUAAGCCUACAUCCCCCGGUCUUCCCGCCCCGGCCACUGCAGGCGGUCCCAGUAACUCGAAACGUUACCUUUGGUCCCUACAUUUCUACUCUCAGUUCUUCGAUGUGGAUACCUCUUCCGUGCUAGCACGUUGCUGGGCAGCUUUGUAUCCUCGCGCAAAUUUCUUGGAUGUGCUGGAGGGGAAUCCGGAUUUGUAUGGACCGUUCUGGAUUGCUACGACGGUUAUUUUCAUUCUGUUUAUGGGAGGGACCGUCAGUUUGUAUUUGGCAGAGAGGGGUGAAGGGAGAUUUGCCUAUGAUUUUGGUUUGUUAAGUGGUAGGUUCUUCAUUUAUCUUUUACUUGCUUGGAUGUUGAGGCAAAUUCAAAUAAGAUGAUUACAGUACUAAUUCGGUUUCUUCAACAGGUGCCGCAGGUCUAAUCUAUGGCUAUACAUUCAUAAUUCCCAUUCUUCUCUUCCUAGCCCUCAAAUACUUCGGCAGUGAAUCUGCCAACCUCCUCGAAUGUGCCGCUCUCUACGGCUACUCCAACCUCGUAUGGAUUCCUGUCGCCUUGGUCUCCUGGUCAUCCCUUACAAUCAUGAAUUGGGUAUUCGUAGGAGUUGGAUUUGGAUUGAGCGUUGCCUUCCUCCUCAGAAAUCUUUAUCCCGUUCUCAGCGCUACGGACAAACAGACAAGUAAAAUACUGCUUAUCUUAGUGGUUGUUCUACAUGCCGGUUUGGCAAUUGCUAUUAAGGUGUUGUUCUUUGCGCAUGGAAGUCCGGUGGCUAAGAAACCUGCUACGGAAGAUCCUGCUAAGGGGGAUAAUCCAACUAGGAUGUUAUUUUAGGGACUUGGACAUUAUGCGGUUAUUUUAUUUUUGCUUUAUGGUUGGACUUUGAGGAGAGACGAAGUGAAUGCUGGGCCGGAUUCAAGAGAGGAAAAAGUAUUUUCAAGAAGUAUAAGUCUAAGUCUACUUCAAAAUCAAAUCAAUAGAUCGAUACCCAUUAUCAUGUACGAAUAUAUCAUGUUAUCUUAUUGCUCAAUGCAUGUCUAAAUACCCUGCUCAAUCGUCGUGUUCUUUUUCCA